Microtus ochrogaster (prairie vole) is the source of this 690-nucleotide messenger RNA. It is a transcript of the gene Hes7, whose product is annotated as hes family bHLH transcription factor 7. The record is from RefSeq and is a predicted model, not a curated record. Lineage: Eukaryota; Metazoa; Chordata; Mammalia; Rodentia; Cricetidae. Gene Ontology annotation, biological process: regulation of DNA-templated transcription. The coding region runs from base 1 to 690 and encodes 229 amino acids. The transcript is spliced from 4 exons. Gene Ontology annotation, molecular function: protein dimerization activity; DNA binding.
AUGGUCACUCGGGAUCGAGCUGAGAAUAGGGACGGCCCCAAGAUGCUGAAACCAUUGGUGGAGAAGCGGCGCCGGGACCGCAUCAACCGCAGCCUGGAAGAGCUGCGGCUUCUACUGCUGGAGAGAACCAGGGACCAGAACCUCCGGAACCCGAAGCUGGAGAAAGCGGAGAUUCUGGAGUUCGCCGUGGGCUACUUGAGGGAGCGAAGCCGGGUGGAGCCCCCGGCGCCGGCUGCACCAGGGGCUCCCCGGUCCCCAGGCCAGGACGCCGAGGCGCUCGCCAGCUGCUACUUGUCCGGUUUCCGCGAGUGCCUGCUUCGCUUGGCGGCCUUUGCGCACGACGCCAGCCCGGCCGCCCGCUCCCAGCUUUUCUCCGCGCUGCACGGCUACCGGCGUCCCAAACCGCCCAGGCCAGAGGCCGUAGAUCCAGGGCUCCCAGCGCCGCGCCCACCGCUGGACCCUGCUGCACCCAUCCUUGCCCCCGCGCUGCACCAGCGCCCCCAAGUGCACCAGGGCGCCCCUAGUCCCCGCUGCGCUUGGUCCCCAUCCCACUGCUCCCCUCGCGCCCGGGAUUCCGGCGCGCCGGCGCCCCUCACCGGACUGCUGCCGCCUCCGCCGCCUUACAGACAAGACGGGGCGCCCAAGGCCCCGCCACUCCCACCGCCCUCCUUUUGGAGACCUUGGCCCUGA